This is a messenger RNA of Spea bombifrons (plains spadefoot toad), 3118 nucleotides long. Its product is annotated as hexokinase HKDC1-like. Bases 150 to 2909 code for a protein of 919 amino acids. Lineage: Eukaryota; Metazoa; Chordata; Amphibia; Anura; Pelobatidae. Gene Ontology annotation, molecular function: glucokinase activity; mannokinase activity; fructokinase activity. Gene Ontology annotation, biological process: glucose 6-phosphate metabolic process; glycolytic process; intracellular glucose homeostasis. The transcript has 18 exons. Gene Ontology annotation, cellular component: cytosol; mitochondrion. The record is from RefSeq and is a predicted model, not a curated record.
CUUCUCUCCACUGGAAUGACUUGGGAUCACCUUGACUUUUCUUCAAAGUAAUACCUAUUACUUUGACUAUUUUUAUUUUAUUUCUUUUGAUCUAUACCCCCUUUCCCAAUCCAUAGCUACUCAAAGCCCUAAAGACAUAUUUUUUGGAAAUGUUGGCUGUCCACCUCAUUUCGUUUUUCUUCACAAAGCUCAAAGAAGAUCAGAUCAAAAAGGUUGACCGGUUUUUGUAUCACAUGCGCCUAUCAGAUGAAACAUUAUUCGAUAUCAUGACUCGCUUCCAAGCAGAGAUGGAAAAAGGCCUGAAGAGGGACACAAAUCCAACGGCAUCUGUCAAAAUGUUGCCAACGCAUGUCAGGACGACUCCUGACGGCUCUGAAAAGGGAGACUUCCUAGCUCUUGACCUUGGGGGCUCCAAAUUCAGAGUUUUGAGGGUGAAGGUGUCUGAAGAUGGACAGCAAACGGUGCAGAUGGACAGCCAAUUCUACCCAAUGCCUACCGAGAUAAGAACAGGAAACGGGGCAGAACUUUUCGACUAUGUUACCGACUGUCUGGGUGAUUUCAUGAAGAAAAGACAGAUAACUGAGAAACUUCCUCUUGGAUUCACAUUUUCAUUUCCCUGUAAGCAGAACAAACUUGACGAGGCGGUCUUAGUUUCGUGGUCCAAAGACUUUAAAAUCAGAGGAGUUCAAGAAAAUGAUGUGGUCAACUCACUGCGGAAAUCUCUGCAGAAGAAAAAGGGUACAAAUGUGGAUGUCCUGGCUCUGGUGAAUGACACAGUGGGAACCAUGUUGACCUGUGCAUAUGAUGACCAGCUGUGCGAAGUUGGAGUCAUUGUUGGCACUGGUUCCAAUGCCUGUUAUAUGGAGAACCUAAGUAAUAUUGAUCUGGUCGAAGGCGAUGAGGGCAGAAUGUGUAUCAACACAGAAUGGGGAGCUUUUGGAGAUGAUGGUGUUUUGGAUGACAUAAGAACAGCGUUUGACAAAGAAAUUGAUCUAGGAUCCAUUAAUCCUGGAAAGCAACUGUUUGAGAAAAUGAUCAGUGGUUUGUACAUGGGAGAGCUUGUGCGACUUAUUCUCUUGAAGAUGGCAAAGAGAGGACUACUGUUUGGUGGCUCGAUAUCUACAGCUCUACGAACGAAGGGAAAGAUUGAAACUUGUCAUGUAGCUGCUAUGGAAAAAUAUAAAGAAGGCCUAUACAACACCAAGCAGAUUUUGACUGACCUUGGUCUGCAACCAACAGAAGAUGACUGCAUAGCCGUGCAACAUGUCUGCACCAUUGUGUCCUUUCGAUCAGUCAAUCUGUGUGCCGCGGCCCUCGCUGCCAUUCUUACAAAGCUCCGAGAAAAUAAGAAGCUAGACAGAAUGAGGACCACAGUAGGAAUGGAUGGAACGGUUUACAAAACUCACCCACAGUACGCUAAACGGUUGCACAGAGUUGUUAGGAGGCUGGUACCAAAUUGUGAUGUGCGGUUUCUGCUGUCGGAAAGUGGAAGUGGCAAAGGAGCUGCUAUGGUGACCGCAGUAGCUUGUAGGCUUUUGUCUCAACGCAAGGAAAUUGAUGAGGUUCUGUCCUUACUGCGCCUUACUGACAAAAAGCUUGCGGACAUUAAAAUGAGAAUGAUGUUCGAACUAAAGAACGGGCUGAAGAAAGAAACUCAUGACUCUGCAACAGUGAAAAUGUUACCCACCUAUGUGUAUGGAACCCCUGAUGGAACAGAACACGGCAAGUUCUUGGCCCUGGAUCUUGGAGGAACCAACUUCAGAGUACUACUUGUCAAAAUCCGCAGCGGACGAAGGCGAUCAGUUCGCAUGUACAACAAGAUCUUUGCCAUUCCUCUAGAAAUUAUGCAAGGAACUGGUGAAGAGCUUUUUGAUCACAUUGUUGAGUGCAUAGCGGAUUUUCUAGACUACAUGGGAAUUAAAGGGGCUCCCCUACCAUUGGGAUUUACUUUUUCAUUCCCCUGCAAACAAGAUCGUAUCGAUAAGGGAACACUUGUUGGGUGGACAAAAGGCUUCAAGGCUACUGACUGUGAAGGCCAGGAUGUAGUAGAUAUGUUACGGGAAGCAAUUAAGAGAAGGAAUGAGUUUGACCUGGAUAUCGUAGCAAUAGUCAAUGAUACCGUUGGCACAAUGAUGACUUGUGGAUACGAAGACCCAAAUUGUGAGAUUGGUCUCAUUGCAGGAACGGGAAGUAAUGUUUGUUACAUGGAAGAAAUGAAGAACAUUGAGCUUGUGGAAGGAAUCGAAGGGAGAAUGUGUAUUAACACUGAAUGGGGAGGAUUUGGGGACAAUGGCUGUCUGUCUGAUGUUCAAACUAAAUAUGAUAUAGAUGUGGAUAAAAACUCCUUAAAUCCAGGAAAGCAAAGUUAUGAGAAGAUGACAAGCGGAAUGUACCUUGGAGAAAUUGUACGUCAGAUUUUGAUUGACUUAACAAAACGUGGCUUACUCUUCCGUGGACAAAUUUCAGAACGACUGAGAACAAAAGGAAUAUUUGAGACUAAAUUCUUGUCUCAAAUCGAAAGUGACCGUCUAGCUCUUCUUCAGGUCCGCAAGAUCCUCCAGCAGCUGGGAUUAGAUAGCACAUGUGAUGAUAGUAUAAUUGUGAAGGAGGUGUGUGGUGCGGUGUCCAGGAGGGCAGCCAAGCUGUGCGGAGCCGGGCUAGCAGCCAUUGUGGAUAAAAUCAGAGAAAAUCGGAAUCUGGACCACCUCAAUAUCACUAUUGGUGUUGACGGGACCUUGUACAAGCUGCACCCACAUUUUUCUGGGAUUCUACAGGAAACUGUGAAGCAGCUGUCUCCUGAAUGUGAUGUAACAUUUCUGCUGUCUGAAGAUGGCAGCGGUAAAGGAGCUGCACUGAUUACUGCGGUGGCAAAACGCUUUCAUGGUAAAGAGGAAGAAGAAAAGAAUUAGAAUUUCGAGGAUCAACGUUUUAGCAUUCAGUUCAAGGCAACUUACAUUUCCAGGCUGGAUUUACCAUAAGGCCGAAAUAAUAUCAUUUAUACCUUCUUGACCUAAUGUUUUCUAGAAAGGCUCAAUCCCAUUAAGCGUUGUGUCUCCUAGAACAUAAAAUGUUGUAAUACCAUUGUCCUGACCUGCCAUAAAGCAUAUUUGUACUAAAA